Messenger RNA from Otolemur garnettii (small-eared galago), 2263 nucleotides. RefSeq names its product rhomboid domain containing 1 (gene RHBDD1). Lineage: Eukaryota; Metazoa; Chordata; Mammalia; Primates; Galagidae. The coding region runs from base 255 to 1205 and encodes 316 amino acids. The record is from RefSeq and is a predicted model, not a curated record. The transcript has 7 exons. Gene Ontology annotation, cellular component: membrane. Gene Ontology annotation, molecular function: serine-type endopeptidase activity.
GUAACCCUGGCAAAGGCGUGUUAUCAUUCCAGUUUAAACUGAAGAAAUUCAGAAAGUUUAAGUUUAAAAUUUGCUCUCCAUCGCAGAGCUGGUUCAGCUGUCUGGAUACCUCUCCAGAUACCUAAAACCUGAUCACGUUUUCUGGAUACCUCUCCAGAUACCUAAAACCUGAUCACGUUUUCUGGAUACCUCUCCAGAUACCUAAAACCUGAUCACGUUUUUCCUUGACGGGACUGUUUUCCUGAGAGCUAACCAUGCAGCGCAGAUCAAGAGGGAUUCAUAGCGGGCUGCUUCUGCUCCUCUCUCAAGUCAUCCAUGUUGGGAUCAACAACAUUCCACCUGUCACUCUGGCAACUUUGGCUCUCAACAGCUGGCUCUUCUUGAAUCCCCUGAAGCCGCUGCACAACUCCUGCCUCAGCGUGGAGAAGUGUUACGAGCACAGGGACUGGCAGCGCUUGCUGCUGUCUCCCCUCCACCAUGCCGACGACUGGCAUUUGUAUUUCAACAUGGUGUCCAUGCUCUGGAAAGGAAUCAAUCUGGAAAGAAGACUGGGAAGUCGAUGGUUUGCCUGUGUCAUCGCCACAUUUUCCCUGCUCACUGGGCUGGUGUACCUGCUCUUGCAGUUUGCUCUUGCUGAGUUUAUGCGUGAACCUGAGCUCAGAAGGAGCUGUGCGGUUGGUUUCUCAGGAGUUUUGUUUGCUUUGAAAGUUCUUAACAACCAUUAUUUCCCUGGAGGCUUUGUCAACGUUUUGGGCUUUCCUGUACCCAACAGAUUUGCGUGUUGGGCCGAACUUGUGGCCAUUCACUUAUUUUCCCCAGGGACUUCCUUCGCCGGGCAUCUGGCCGGGAUUCUUGUGGGACUAAUGUACACUCAAGGGCCUCUGAAGAAGAUCAUGGAAGCAUGUGCAGGCAUUUUUUCCUCUGGCAUUGGCUACUCAGGACAGCAAUACUACUUUAAUAGUUCAGGCCAUUCUGGAUAUCAGAAUCACUAUCCAUAUGGUGGGCCCGGUCACUCUGAAGAAGUGCCCAGGAACUAUGAUGUGUACACAGCAGGACUGAGUGAAGAGGAACAGCUGGAGAGGGCACUAAGAGCCAGCCUGCAGGACCGAGGAAAUAGUAGAAGUAGCCCGCCGCCCUAUGGGUUCCGUCUCUCGCCAGAGGAAGAAAUGAGGAGACAGCGGCUUCACAGAUUCGACGGCCAAUGAGGUGGCAAAGCGUCUUGGGAAGACGUGGUCCAGUCGUGUAAUUACUGCCCAUUUGGUUCACUCCCCAAGCCCCUUAUUCAUUUUAAGCAAAAGCAGAGUACACAGUCAUUGCUCCAGAUAGCUCCCAUCUGCCUCGGACACCUUGCGUCCCCGUGAGUCUAGAUUCUCAAGCAGAUGACCCGCUGUGCAGCUGGACCUGCUGAAUGCGGCACGCAGCUCCCUGGGAGUGGUCCUUCUCCUGGCCUCAUUCUCUGCCACGCACAGGUCACUUCCUCAGUGUAGGGACCAGUGUCCACACUCCUUUCUCUCACUGCUGACUCUGCUCUGCCUUACUUUCGAAGAUUGUGACCUUCACCAGGAGGCUUCAUUUCACCCGUGGGGAAGCUCAGCCCCACUUUCUGCCCAGAGUGCCUGGUGUUUGACUUGGCAGGAGGUGAGGAGCCAUCCCCUCACCCUCCUGGAAUGAUGCCAUGGUGGCUGUCCAGGAACAGGAUGUGGCUACCUGGCAGGAUUUUGUCCUGUUCGUCCUCACUGGGGCACCUCAGCUCCUCGGGCCUGAGGAGGAGCGUCUGGGGGCGUUAAGAGCACACACUUUGCUCUUGGAUCGUCCAGCUUGGUAGAUGUUUGAACAGCGUAAGGAAGGUGCAGAAAAUGCCUGCACAUGUUGGUAGAUACCAGGUGGCGCCAGCAGGCUACCUUCAUAGCCACCCCUCCAGUGGCAGUAUGUGUACCCGGGAGAUCUAUCGAAUCAGCAAAGUAGCAACAGGUGCCACAUGCACAGAAUGGAGCAAAGGCAUUCAGUGGCUUGCUCACUCUAAAUUUUUCUUACAGGAGGUAUUUUUCUUUUUCCUCAUAAACGUGCCUCUUAAUUGGCCACUAUAACAGCCACCUUUUCUGGCCAAGUGUUCCAAACAUGCCCUGGGCCCUGCAGUGUUCUAAUCUGCACAUUGUAUGUCCAAGUAAUUUAAGGAGUUUCCUGGUGCUUGUGUCUCAUGAAUAAAAGGACAAAGUCAAAACAUCACUGAUAUCUUAUUGUCACAAAAGUAUUUAUUUUUAAA